AAUACGAAGUCCACUCCGGCAAGUCUCUUUGUCGCAAAUGCUGUGUCAAUACCUCUGAUGCUUUAGGCUUUAGCUUGUACCUUGGAAGGAAUUUUUUCAUUUUCCCUAUCAUAAUUGUUGAUAUUUUUGACCUUAUAAAACAGAGCUAAAACUUAUCCAAGUAGCCGCCAUUUUUUCAAGGUUACUACGGUUCCAGGCCACCCUCCAAACUUUGCUAUACUCGUUUCCAGGUCUUUUCAGUCUGUGCGCUUGAAGAUCGUCUCUGUGAUGGAGAAAUGUUUAUUUUUUUUCUUUAUGCUCUAUCCAACGUGAAACCCUUCUGAAGCCAUGUCUCAUGCUGUCGAUACAGCUCUGAGAAUCGUCUUUCUCGGCAGCCAUGCUGAACCUUGCCUGAUGCAGGAGGUAGUUGCUAUUCCCAGGUUAAAAUCAGGGGAGAUACUUGGAAAGGUGCGCAUGGCUACAAUAUGUGGGUCUGAUUUGCAUACGAUCAGUGGUAGAAGAAAAGAAGCGACCCCCAGCAUUCUUGGACAUGAAGGUAUCAUAGAAGUGAUUGAUCACAUGCGUCCAGAUGCUGGCCUCAACAAGGGUGACAGGCUGACAUUUCAUGUCGUCAACUGUUGCAACAAGUGUGAAAACUGCAAAGACGGACUACAACAAAAAUGUGCAUCUUUGUUCAAGGACAAACGCAUUCUUGGACAUGAAGGUAUCAUAGAAGUGAUUGAUCACAUGCGUCCAGAUGCUGGCCUCAACAAGGGUGACAGGCUGACAUUUCAUGUCGUCAACUGUUGCAACAAGUGUGAAAACUGCAAAGAUGGACUACAACAAAAAUGUGCAUCUUUGUUCAAGUUUGAUCCUUUUUCAGGAGUACACAACUAUGGCCCAAAGCAUCUGGAUGGAGCGGUCGCCUUUUUGGCCAGAACCUGUAAUAAAUAUCCGUAUGAAGAACUGUUUAGUGAACCUUUCAAACUGACAGAUUUUGAGACAGCUUUAGAGCUCUCCAAACAGCAGAGAUUUUACAGAGUCUGUGUGGAGCCUUGAGUUUACCAAGGGUUCACUAGGAUUGACACGACUUUUUCUUUGGCUAUGUUCACACUGAGUGCGCGAGCAUGGUGCUUGAGUGUCAUUCUCGCUGGGCACGAAAUUGUGAACACACCUUUUUUCCAAGCAAUCAUACCAGAAUUCGGGUAUAAUACCCAUGCCCAGGUACAAGGUCUCGAACUUGUACUCAGGCACUAAAUGGUACUUGGGUUCUUGGAGUACCCAGUGUCUCAACACAACACUACUUUACACCGAUGCCCAGGCACCAGUGCUCGGGCACCAAGUGUGAACCCCGGGGGGUGGGUGCCCAUCAAGGCUGAAUACCCUAAGAGGUACUAAAACCGCUGUUUAACCCCUAAAAAGUACGACGAGCACCUCUGUGCUUUUUAUAUGGGAGUUCCC
Molecule: messenger RNA, 1440 nt
Organism: Orbicella faveolata
Lineage: Eukaryota; Metazoa; Cnidaria; Anthozoa; Scleractinia; Merulinidae
Cellular component (GO): cytoplasm
Molecular function (GO): alcohol dehydrogenase (NAD+) activity
Source: RefSeq, a predicted model, not a curated record